Sarcophilus harrisii (Tasmanian devil) is the source of this 2772-nucleotide messenger RNA. It is a transcript of the gene EOGT, whose product is annotated as EGF domain specific O-linked N-acetylglucosamine transferase. Gene Ontology annotation, cellular component: endoplasmic reticulum lumen. Gene Ontology annotation, molecular function: protein N-acetylglucosaminyltransferase activity. The record is from RefSeq and is a predicted model, not a curated record. The transcript has 18 exons. The coding region runs from base 260 to 1840 and encodes 526 amino acids. Lineage: Eukaryota; Metazoa; Chordata; Mammalia; Dasyuromorphia; Dasyuridae.
UUCGCCGCCGCGCCGCCGCCGCCGCCGGUUCUCGGGCUCCAGGGAGUGAAGGCCCAGAGAUGUUUGGUAAAUUUGCCUGUCACACAGGUAGAACCAGAAUUUAAGCCCAUGUCUUCUGAAUGUAAAUCCAGUCUUUUUUUUUUCCCCCAACUGUAACUGGCCUGCUCCCACAGUAGCCCAGUAAGGUUUUAUACUCUUAAAAACAUUACAAGCAACUUCUGAUCCUCUGAGAUUAAAGUGGCUUUCUUCCUUGGUUAUAAUGUUCUGGCUGCUUGUAUUUGUGGUGCUGCUUCAUGACAUUCUGGGGAGCAACCAAGAUCAAACUUCUCACUUGAAAGACCUUCCGGGGCCAUUGUCCUCCACUUCUUGGAACUUUCACUUACCUGAUGAGCACGUGCCUUACUUUCUCCACAACAACAGACAUCUUGCUGCAGUCUGUGACAGGGAUCCACAGUGUCCUUAUAAAAAACAUUUAAAGCAUCUUGAAUCCUGUUGGGGCUAUGAGAAAGCAUGCAGACCAGAGUCUCGGUUUGGUUAUCCCAUGUGUAAUUAUGUGGAUAUGGGAUGGACUAAUACCAUUGAAUCAGCUCAGGAGAUAUUCUGGAAACAAGCAGAUUUUGGUUAUGCAAAGGAGCGCCUGCAUGAAUUACGGACCCUCUGUCAACCUAUGGAAACAGGUGAUUCCUGGCUACUUUGUUCACGCUACCUUCAGUACUGCAGAGCAUCAAACCUAUACAUUGAUCUAAGACAAGUGAAGAGAAAUCAUGACAGAUUUAAGGAAAACUUCCUACAGAAAGGUGACAUAGGAGGUCAUUGUAAACUUGAUGUUCGUACAUUGAUAUCUGAAGGUCAACGGAAAAGCCCUCUACAGUCUUGGUUUGCUGAACUACAAACGUACACAGAGCUAAGCUUCAGACCUAUCGAAGAUGGCAAGUGUGACAUCAUAAUAGAAAAGCCAACUUACUUCAUGAAGUUAGAUGCAGGUGUUAACAUGUAUCACCACUUCUGUGAUUUUAUCAAUCUCUACAUUACUCAGCACGUUAACAAUUCCUUCAGUACAGAUGUCAACAUCAUCAUGUGGGAUACUAGCUCCUAUGGAUAUGGGGAUCUAUUCAGUGAGACUUGGAAGGCAUUCACCGACUAUGAUGUCAUCCAUCUGAAAGUAUAUGAUUCAAAAACGGUAUGUUUCAAGGAAGCUGUCUUUUCCUUACUUCCCCGAAUGAGAUAUGGAUUGUUCUACAACACGCCAUUGAUCUCUGGCUGCCAAAAUACGGGAUUAUUUCGAGCAUUUUCCCAGCAUGUGUUGUACAGAUUGAACAUCACACGGGAUGGACCACAGGAUGGAAAAAUCCGUGUCACUAUCCUUGCCCGCAGUACAGAAUAUCGGAAGAUAUUAAACCAGAACGAGCUUGUAAAUGCAUUGAAAACUGUGUCUUCGUUUGAGGUCCGAAUAGUAGAUUACAAAUACAAGGAGAUUGGGUUUCUGGAGCAGCUGAGGAUCACGCACAACACGGACAUCUUCAUCGGCAUGCACGGCGCGGGCCUGACGCACUUGCUCUUUCUCCCAGACUGGGCUGUGGUUUUUGAACUGUACAACUGUGAGGAUGAACACUGUUAUUUAGACUUAGCCAGGCUGAGAGGGAUUCACUAUGUCACUUGGAAGAAGAAAAACAAAGUCUUCCCCCAAGAUAAGGGUCACCAUCCAACUCUAGGAGAGCACCCCAAAUUUACAAACUAUUCUUUUGAUGUAGAAGAAUUUAUGUCUAUUGUCCUUCUGGCUGCAGAUCAUGUGUCUCAACACCCAAAGUGGCCAUUUAAGAAGAAACAUGAUGAACUAUGAAAAAGAAAUGUCAAUGAUUUUUUUUCCAUCAAUUUCAUUGGUGUGAAAUGGAAACCAAAAGGAUCUAAAUACUUGAGCAUCCAAGCUCACAAUUUUUUUAUACCAAAAAAGUGCCAUGUUUAUACCAAAAUGCACAUCUCGAAUGUGGAAAUAUUUGGACUAUGGUCUUUCUUGACUGUUUUUUCUAUAUUAUUACUAUUUAUCAAGAUCAUUUAAAGACUUUUGCACUGAUCAUUUGAAUCCUUCCAUUUUGUAAAUGUAUUCAGGCUCAUAAGACUGCUCAGUUCUUUUGGUUAAUAGGAAUGAAAAUUUCAUGGGUGAGUUAUUGAGCAUUUCAACCUCAGAAUCUGCAAAGAUUUUUGUUGUUAUUUUCAGAUUUAUGUAUGACAGUAAUUGUAAUUUCAAUCAUCACUUCAUCUUAUUUCUGACAUAUUAGGAUUUAGAAGACCAAAGGAAUCUUAAGAAUUCAUAGGAUUAGAGAAGCAUAAAUUCUGGGCUUUGAGUCUAUCUAAUUCAUAAGACCUUGGACACUUGGAGAGAAAGAAAAUCAUGAGAGAGGAAAACUUGGAGUCUGACUUUCAUCUAACAAAGAGAGUUAAUUCAUGAGAGUCUGACUCAUUUUACAAAAAAAGGAAAUCAAGACCAAGCAAGGUUAAAUGAAAUGAUCGGGGUCAACAGCUAAUAAGGGUUUGAGUCAGAACUUGAAAAUAAGCCUUAAUGAAUCUAAAUCCAGAACUCUAUUCCCUCCACCCCCAUCUUUGACAAAGAACUUGCUCUUCUCUAUAAACUAACAAGUAUACUGAGAUGAAAUUAUAUCCUAUGCAAAUGCAAUAGGUUGUAUGUAACUAACAGGAGUCAAAUUUUAAUGUGAACUAUGUAUUGUAUGAAAAAGUAUUUAAUUUUUCUUUCUUAAGUAGCAGUAUUUUGGUUAA